Molecule: messenger RNA, 1697 nt
Organism: Thunnus maccoyii (southern bluefin tuna)
Lineage: Eukaryota; Metazoa; Chordata; Actinopteri; Scombriformes; Scombridae
Product: phospholipid transfer protein-like
Exons: 14
Coding region: 32-1420 (462 amino acids)
Biological process (GO): phospholipid transport; high-density lipoprotein particle remodeling; ceramide transport
Molecular function (GO): phosphatidylcholine intramembrane carrier activity; phosphatidylethanolamine transfer activity; diacylglycerol binding
Source: RefSeq, a predicted model, not a curated record
UUCUUCUUGUGUUUCAGGUUUUGGCGUCAGGAUGACUUCUCGAGUUUUGUCCGCCUUCUUCUUCAUCACUUUGGUUUCAUCUAUCACUGCUGAUACCACCGGCCUCAAACUGCGAAUCACCAACAGAGCUCUGGAUGUUUUGAAGGAUCUUGGUCUGGAGUAUAUGCAGACUCUGGUUAAUCACCGUUUUGCAGACUUCAAUUUUCAAGGGCGCAUAUUUAAGGCGACCAUCAAAGGGUUCAAAUUCACUUAUCUGUCAGUGAAUCCGGCUCAAACAGCUGUUAGUUUCCAGCCGAACUCUGGUCUCCAGUUUGAAAUCAGGAACAUGGGCUUCUCCGGGGAGUUUGUUCGAUCAUUCUACAUGCAUUUCCUCUGGAGAGACCGUCGACUCAGCACAAAAUCCGUUACCUUCAGUGGAAGAGGUGUGAACAUCAAGAUUGGAGUGAAUCUGAAGAGAAACCCACAAGGACGUCUGAAUGUCCAGAUAUCAACCUGUGAAGUCAAAGCUGAUCACAUCAUCACAAGGCACCACAGCAUACUGGGGCGGCUUUGGGACUUACUCAAACCACUUUACCGAUGGUUAUUCAACCGCAAGUUUUGUCCUGCUGUUCAGGAGUACGCUGUGCCUAAAAUCAAUGCCAUGUUGGAGAGCAUCACCAUGACAAAAAAGCUUCAUGAAAGCUACAACCUCGACUACCACCUGAGCAGCGACAUCACAGAAACCCCUUCAUGCCUCGACGUGCCCUUCAGGGGUGUAUUUUUCAGGCAGGGGGAGACUGUUGACCUCAGCUCUAUAAAGAGUCGUAUGGAUCCAGUUUUCAGUGAAAGUUACCGGAUGGCUUAUGUGGGCUUCUCUGAGUUCUUCUUCAACAGCAUUGCGAUGUCACUCCAGAAGACCGGACCUUUUAAGUUAACAAUUCCAAAGCUAAGCUCCCUUAAAGAACGUGCUCUGGCUGCUGUGGGACUCUCUACGGGUCGUAUCAAAUUGAAGCUCGCUCAGUCGCCCACAGUCAGGAUCAGUAGAAAUGGAGUCUCUGCCACUGUGAAUGCCAGAGUCCAAUCUUUAGCAAGACCAGCUAACAAGAAUCCAACCGUUCCUGUGGCCUGCCAGGUGGAUAUCAAGGUCGACAUCAAAGGAAACCGUCUGAUCCUUCGUUCUACAAAGCCUGUCAAAUGUAAACUCAAACCUAAAACAUUCAAAGGAAGAUUUAUGGCGCUGUUCGUUAACAUCGGCAUAAACAGAUAUAUUACAGGCACCUUGAAGCGCUUGAUUGAAGGGCUUUUGAUCCCUCUGCCUAAAGGAGUCCGCUACACUGAGGGGAAGAUCGACUAUCAUGACGGCUUCGUGGUGAUUGGAGGGAGCCUGAACUUCACUCCAGCUGGGAGGAGGACGGUGCUGAAAAGAAUCGGCAGAGUUUAACAUGAGCUACUUUCUGUAUCUUACAAACUUUGCUGUUUUCAGUCAGUCACACCAAAUCUCAUAUGAUUAAUGUUAAAUUUAACAAAUCACAUUUAAAGACAGAAACAGCAGGUUGGUGAUGAUCCUGUUAGCUUUCACUUUCUCUCUCAUGUAAUCGCUGAUUUUAGAUUUGACGCUUGUGCAGUUGUGAUACUUCUGUACCUGCAUUAGUACUGUUACAACAAGGUAAAAGUACUAUUAUUAGUGUCACAUCCCGCUGCAGCUUUUUACUCUUACA